UUACAGCAGAGCUCUGUGCCCAGAGAUGUAGUAUCUGUGUCUGGAAUGUAGUUCAGAAGUUAAAAACCUGGGUUCUUAUUUUUCCAACACUGAAACGCAUCAUCAGCCAUCCUCCUGCAAGGGGUUAAGCAGUUACACAUAAAUGGGACUUUGUUGUACUUUAGUCAGCUGUAAAAGUUCCAGGGGAAAGAUCAGAAGAGACAGUUCAGAAACACAGAAAAAAGCAAAGAGAAAUGUAAAAAUAUAAGUAGGAGGAGAGUGAAACAUAGACGUUAAAAGAAAUGGGUGUGGGUGAAUAGCUGUCAUUGACCCUGGGACUUAAGAUGAAGGGGGGGGGGUGUGACUAGCACAUGAUGGAGGGAGGAGAGCGAGCAGAGCAGUUGAAAGAAACACUAAGGAGAGAAGGAAAGGAACUUGGAGAAGGGAGGAUGAAAGCUCAACAGGAGAGGGAAGGACAAAGCAUGAUUUCUACAACACUCCUUUUGCCCGUUGCCCUCUUUGUUCUCCUUGCCCAGCUCAUCCUGAGUCGUUUCUCUGAUUCCCUGCUCAGCCUCACUGAUAGUGCCCAUACCUUUUCUCUCCUACUUGUCCUCUGCCCCCCCUUCAUUCUCUCCCAUUCCAAAUCCCUUCCCCACUAUGCCUGCCUCCGCCUCCCAACUCUUUUUUCUUUACUUUCUCCUCUCUUACUCUCUUCCCUUAGUUUCUCACUUGCCUUAGGAUCCAUGGGACGCUUCGUCCAUCCCCAUCACCCACAUCGCCCAGUUCUCAUCUUUGCAGCAGGGGUGCUGGGAUUGGGCUUCAAUGCUAUCUUUAUAGCAGCCACUGGGACAUGGCAAGAAACUGGCUCAAAACUAACAGGAGGGACAAAAAGAAGAUGGCUGUUGAUCUUGCGCCUUCUGUCUUUUUUAACACCUUCAUCUCUCCUUCUGGCAAGCAGCCUCUCUCUCCACCUCACAGACAAGGACAGUCCUGUUCUGCACUACAUGGACCCUGCCCUUUGCUUGGUUUCUGUUGCUAUCCUUAUUACUUCAGUAUACUCCAGCAUGGUGGAGAAUGCAUGCAUUUUACUUCAGGCUGUGCCACCUUGCUUUGAUCUAUGUGGACUCAAGAAAGACCUAGAGAUACUUUGUGGCCCUGAAGGUCACCAUGAGCUUCAUGUAUGGGCCCUAGCCCCUGGGAAUGGAGUUGCUUCACUACACAUUAACUGUUCAGGGCCAGAAGCAUACCAAGUCUUCCUGGAACAGGCCCAACUACUAUUUAAGCGUCAUGGGAUAAGCCUGAUUACAGUGCAACCUGAGUUUGGGGCACAUGGCCCUUGCAGGUUAGCCUGUGGUCUCUCCUGCACCCAGCACCUCUGUUGUGAGUCUCAGGUGCUGAAAGCAAAAGUUCUGGUGCCAACAAACCCCUGCCCUUGAUCAGAUUCCCUAUACUGCAAGAAGAACCCAUCAAGCUGCUCAUUAGCUAUUGACAACAGGCAUCAGUUUAACUAUUCCACUUAUUUUAAAAGUAUCAAAGCAGGAGGGAUUUUGUUUUUAGCGACCGUCUCAAUUAAUAAAAUAGUGAUAAGAUUAUAGAGUUUAUAAUGUGUUUUAGUGUAUAGAAUGUAAUAAAUCCUUUUAACUGCAAAUAUUAAAUUUUGACAUCAUAA
Molecule: messenger RNA, 1648 nt
Organism: Xenopus laevis (African clawed frog)
Lineage: Eukaryota; Metazoa; Chordata; Amphibia; Anura; Pipidae
Product: zinc transporter 1
Exons: 3
Coding region: 351-1415 (354 amino acids)
Source: RefSeq, a predicted model, not a curated record